This is a messenger RNA of Morchella sextelata, 957 nucleotides long. RefSeq lists its product as uncharacterized. The coding region runs from base 1 to 957 and encodes 318 amino acids. NCBI's taxonomy places the organism in Eukaryota, Fungi, Ascomycota, Pezizomycetes, Pezizales, Morchellaceae. The transcript has 2 exons. The record is from RefSeq and is a predicted model, not a curated record.
AUGUGGCACAUCCGCCCCGGCGAGUCCCCGCUCGUCACCGGCACCCACACCCGCCGCCGCUCCUCCAACACCCUCCCCCAGCACCCCCUCGCCCCCGCCCCCGCCCCCAAAGCCUCCCAAGCGCACACCCGGCGCCAAUCCAUCUCCAGCACCACCACCACCACCACCACCAACAACAACCCCGCCCCGCACCGCCUCGACCCCAGCACCGUCUACCUCACCCCCCGCAUCCUCCCCCGCCGCAUCCUCUCGCUCAACGAGCCGGGCAGACCGCAGGGCGGCCGCCCGCUACCUACCACAAACUCAAACCCCAACUUUAGGAGUGCGGCGGAGAAGAACAUCCCGCAGGGACCGCACAGGUACGGCGGUGUCAAUCUGCCCUCUGUGCCGGAGUUCGCACAUGGGGGUGUGAACGGGGCUGGGGCUGGGGGCAAGACAGUGUCGAACUCGUACUCGCUGCCCGCGAACCUGACAGCAAGCUACCACAACAGCGCCACCAAGCGCCCCAGCUCCCGCCCACACUACCCACACGGUGGCGGCGGCCACGCGCACCACCGCAGCAGCGGCUACCACCCCAGCGUGCGCGUCUCUGCGCCACAGAACCUCGGCGGCGACCGUAGCAGUCCGCUCGACGACCGCGAGACGCAGUCGUCCAGAAUAGUGCGUAGGAGCUUCAGCAGUACCAGUUAUAGAUUCCUGACGGCAGAGCGUCCCGCUGACUAUGACCCCGUCGGGGCGCGAAAGGUGUACAACUACAUGCCGAGCGGGUACUGGGCCGGCCGCAUCAGCUCCAUCAUGGACCGGCUGGCGGCGGAGUAUCCGGAUGUGGCGCUGGCGGAGAGGGUCAAGAUGGCGUUUGGGGAUUUGGGGGUCAUGGCGUGUGGGCCCGGCGCGGAGCAGUCGUUGAUGGAGUUUAAGAGGGCGUUUGAGAGGAAGAUGAAGGAUGGCAAGAUCUGA